AUGACGGGCGCUCCGCCAUACAACGCCCAGUCCCCGACUCAGCAGCAUCGGUUCCCUGCCUACGAGUCCCCGAACAAGAACCGCCCAUUUUAUCCCAACAAUGAGCAGCCGCCAGCCCAACAGCAACAGUACCCGCCACAGACACCCCCGGCCUUUGGUCCACCCUCCGUGGCGCGGAGUCCUCGCUUUUCGCACGCGUCUUCGCCGAUGCCUUCAUCGCUCCCUCCGGCCUUGAACGGCGCGGCGCCCCCGCCUCACCAACCUCAUGGAGAAGCAUCAUCACAAUACCAGGGCCAUUCGGCGCCUGGUUCUCAGCUUCCGCUGCCGCGUCCCUUCUCUAGCUCCGUACACCCGGGCAACGGCACUUCGCCCUACGGUCCCUCGACCCCCCACGGCCAUCCUACCAGCCGCCCAGACGGCCAUUCGCAGUCUCCCACCCGGGAAGCCGAGUCACCGUAUCAUGGAAGAGGCAAUGGAACUGGAUAUGGACCACCCAUGCAUCGGGAGUCAAGGCCAGCAUCCCCACCUCGGGAAUCUAAGCCCGCUCGAGCUGCCGAUCCCAUGUCUUUCGCCAGCAUUCUAUCCGGGCCAUCUGAUGAACAACCCGCGAAAAAGGCAUCACCUCCACCUUCCUCGAUCGCAACGCCUACGGCACAUACACCUUCACAUUACGAUCACCGGCGAGACCAAGGCCCAGUUCCCGGAACUUUCUAUCCCAAGUCGGAGAAAGGCCCGAAUAUGGAGAAACAUCACUUGGACCCUUCUAAGGGUCCGUUCGCUCCCAAUGGCUUUUCGCGGCCGGGAUCGGAUCAGCCGGCUAUCAUUCCACGACCGCCACUGCGGAAACCCCUUCCGCCGGGUGUCGAUGCUGAGCAGGUCAAUCGUGCUAUUGUCGAGAUCGACAAUGCUGAGAAAAGUGACGUCGAGGGACCCGGCUUCGAUGGGGAGCUGGAGCUGUAUCGGGAAAAGGGCAACAAGCGCUCCCUCGAGAGCAGUCGUGCUGAACAGGCUCGGCGAAAGCGACGUCGCAAUGCUUUCCUACUCGAUCUCGGUCGGUCCUUCGAGAAGCAGUCCAUUAUAGGAGCAGAGCGUUUCCGAUCGCUCAAUGAGGGUUCCGUCGUCGCCGAAGUUCAACAAAAGGAAAUCCAGGACGAAAAGGAACGCAAGAAGGACAUGCAGCGGAAGCGUCGCCGUGAAAAUACCGUGCGCUUGGAAAUGCAGAAGAAGCUCGAAGCUGAGCGCAAGGCAGACAAGGCCCUGGACUCGGCAGAGAAGGCCAAGUUCCUUCGCGAAGCCGAAAGAGCUCAUAAGAAAAUCAAGUCCACCAAGCGCGCUCUGGAGGGUGGGAAUGCCCAGGACGAGCUUGGCGAGGUCACUCCCUUGGCUCCUAAUUACGAAGGUGGCAUCACUAGCUCGUUCCAUAUCGGUCGGUCGUCUCCCUCGCGCCGCAGAUCUGGACGCGGUGGUCCUGUUACACGCCCGAAGAAGUCCAGAGAGCAGAAGCAGGCCGAGAAGGAUGCCGCUGAAGCGGCUUACAUGGCCGGACUUGAUGACGACUAUUAUACUCCUCGCGACUCUCGACUUUCCAAGGAGGGCACUCCCGUUCCAUUGCACUACGACAGCAAGGGCUACAAUCAGAUAUACGAGCAAAUCUGGCGUGAUAUUGCCCGCAAGGACAUCCCCAAGGUCUAUCGCAUCAAGACCACGUCGCUUUCCACCCGUCAAGAGAACCUGCGUAAAACCGCCCAGCUGGCUAGCAAGCAGUCUCGCAAGUGGCAAGAGCGUACCAACAAGAGCACGAAGGAUACGCAAGCCCGUGCUAAGCGUACCAUGCGUGAGAUGAUGUCCUUCUGGAAGCGUAACGAGCGUGAGGAGCGUGACUUGCGCCGUUUGGCAGAGAAGCAAGAACUCGAGUCGGCGAAGAAGGCAGAAGCAGAGCGCGAAUCAAACCGGCAGAAGCGCAAGCUCAACUUCCUUAUCUCUCAGACCGAGCUUUACUCUCACUUCAUCGGUCGGAAGAUCAAGACGGCGGAAGCCGAAGCUGGAGAUGGUGUCACUGCUGUCGCUACGAGGCAAACCGCUCAGCCGAAUAUCCCCAAUGCCGACCCGAAUGGAAAGGUCACCAACUUCGAGGAUCUCGACUUCGAUGCUGACGAUGAGACUGCUCUACAGCAGGCUGCCAUGGCAAAUGCACAGAACGCUGUGCAGCAAGCCCAGGACCGCGCCCGUGCCUUCAACCAGGAGCAAGGCGGAGAUAAUAUGGCGGCCUUUGAUGAAGGCGAGAUGAACUUCCAGAACCCGACCAGUCUGGGAGACAUCGAAAUCUCCCAGCCGUCCAUGUUGACUGCCAAGUUGAAGGAGUACCAGCUGAAGGGUCUCAAUUGGCUCGUCAACUUAUACGAGCAGGGCAUCAACGGUAUUCUGGCAGACGAGAUGGGUCUCGGUAAGACCAUCCAGUCUAUUUCCGUCAUGGCAUAUCUGGCCGAGUUCCACAACAUCUGGGGUCCGUUCCUGGUAAUUGCGCCCGCGUCAACACUGCACAACUGGCAGCAGGAGAUCGCCAAGUUCGUCCCGGAUAUCAAGGUUCUACCUUACUGGGGUAACGCGAAGGACCGUAAGAUCCUUCGCAAGUUCUGGGACCGUAAGCAUAUCACCUACAACCGCGAGUCCGAGUUCCACGUGCUCGUGACCUCUUACCAGCUCGUUGUACUCGAUGCGCAGUAUUUCCAGAAGAUCAAGUGGCAGUACAUGAUUCUGGAUGAGGCUCAAGCCAUCAAAUCGUCUCAGAGUUCUCGGUGGAAGAAUCUAUUGAACUUCUCUUGCCGUAACCGUCUGCUGUUGACAGGUACUCCGAUUCAGAACAACAUGCAAGAGCUGUGGGCCUUGUUGCAUUUCAUCAUGCCUACAUUGUUCGAUUCUCACGACGAGUUUAGCGAGUGGUUCUCCAAGGACAUCGAAUCUCAUGCUCAGAGUAACACCAAGCUCAACGAGGACCAGCUCAAGCGUCUCCAUAUGAUCUUGAAGCCCUUCAUGCUUCGUCGUGUGAAAAAGAAUGUGCAACAGGAACUUGGCGAUAAGGUCGAGAAGGACGUCUUCUGUGACCUGACCUACCGCCAGCGUGCAAUAUACGCAAACCUUCGGAACCGUGUCAGCAUUAUUGAUAUUCUCGAGAAGGCGGCUGUCGGUGACGAUGCCGAUACCACAACUCUGAUGAACCUGGUCAUGCAGUUCCGUAAGGUCUGCAACCACCCCGAUCUGUUUGAGCGUGCAGAGACCAAGUCUCCAUUUUCAGCCGCAACCUUUGCGGAGUGUGCCUCCUUUGUCCGAGAAGGCUACUUUGUCGACGUCCGCUAUUCGACCAAGAACACAAUCGAAUAUGAACUGCCGCGUCUCCUCUGCAGUUCGGCGGCUCGCGUCGAUAUGCCUGGCCCCGACAACAACCGUGCUGGGUUCCGGAACAAGUACCUCUCACACAUGAUGAACGUAUGGACACCGGAAAACAUCCAGCGAAGCGCUCGCGAGAACGGAGCAUUCUCCUUCUUGCGAUUCAUUGACACGUCCGCUGGCGAAGCCAGCGAGUUGUCCCGCCUUGGCCCUUACGAGCGUGCAGCCCGCAAGCUUGGCCAGUCAAACCGCCUCUCUUCUCUCAAUGUUGUCUACGAUGAUGAGAAUGCAGGUGCCAAUUCAGUGUUGCCGCAUUCCAUGUUCAACAUUGUGGACCGUGACGAUCGCCAAGCCCUUCGCGAUAUCACCACCGAAGGUCGGAUGCGCAAGCUGAUGAACGUGUCACGCUCAUCAUUCGAGGGUCAAGGUCUCCAUCAAAUCGAGCCUUGUGCCGUCCCCGCCGCCUCAGCACCGCCGAUCACCCUCUCCUGCUCCGGUCAAGAGGCAUACCGCGAAGCUCAAAAGACCCUGUUUAACCCAGACUUGCGGCAGACACUUUACAAUCCUCCUUCCAGGCAACUCGAGGAGCAGAUUCUCAUGAAAAAGCUCGACCCUGUGCCAUACUCCAAACCGCCAAUGCUACCGCCGCCGAUCUCUCAACGAGCCCGCUACACCAACAUCGAAGUCCCGUCUAUGCGGCGCUUCGUCACGGAUUCUGGCAAAUUGGCCAAGCUGGACGAGUUGCUCCGGGAACUCAAGCCCGGUGGACAUCGUGUUCUGUUGUACUUCCAGAUGACGCGCAUGAUCGACUUGAUGGAGGAGUACCUGACCUACCGAAACUACAAGUACUGCCGUCUGGACGGAAGCACAAAGCUCGAGGAUCGUCGCGAUACUGUCGCAGACUUCCAGCAGAACCCCGAGAUCUUCGUGUUCUUGCUUUCCACUCGCGCUGGUGGUCUCGGUAUCAACUUGACGGCUGCCGACACCGUCAUCUUCUAUGACUCUGAUUGGAACCCGACAAUCGACUCGCAGGCCAUGGACCGUGCUCAUCGUCUGGGUCAGACCAGACAAGUCACAGUCUACCGACUCAUCACCCGCGGUACGAUCGAAGAGCGGAUCCGUAAGCGUGCCUUGCAGAAGGAAGAGGUGCAGCGCGUCGUCAUCACCGGUGGCGCCUCUGGCGGUGUCGAUUUCAACACCCGCGCCCGUGAGAACCGCACCAAGGAUAUUGCCAUGUGGCUCGCCGACGAUGACGAGGCCGAGAUGCUCGAGCAAAAGGAGAAGGAGGCGCUUGAGCGUGGCGAGACUCUUGGUGGAGCUCCCAAGGGCGGCAAGAAGGCUGCUGCCGCAAAGAGGAAGCGUGAUCUCACUCUGGACGACAUGUACCACGAAGGCGAGGGCAACUUCGACGACGCCAGCGCAAAACAAUCAGGCGCCGCCACACCAAUGUCAGAAAACGUGGAGACUCCACCAGUCCCGGCCAAACGAGGCCGAGGCCGUGGUCCCGGCAAAGGCACCUCCAAGCGCGCCAAGACAAUGAAAGAGCGCCUUCGUCUGAUCGACGGUGACGGCGGACUAAAUUAA
This is a messenger RNA of Penicillium cinerascens, 4968 nucleotides long. It is a transcript of the gene ino80, whose product is annotated as chromatin-remodeling ATPase INO80. The coding region runs from base 1 to 4968 and encodes 1655 amino acids. The transcript has 3 exons. Gene Ontology annotation, molecular function: histone binding; ATP hydrolysis activity; ATP-dependent chromatin remodeler activity. Gene Ontology annotation, cellular component: Ino80 complex; nucleus. Gene Ontology annotation, biological process: chromatin remodeling; DNA repair; DNA-templated transcription. Lineage: Eukaryota; Fungi; Ascomycota; Eurotiomycetes; Eurotiales; Aspergillaceae. The record is from RefSeq and is a predicted model, not a curated record.